AGCCCCCAGCCCCAGUUUCCCUUCUGGGAGCGCCCGGGGCCAUAAUUUCCCCCCUCCUUUCUGCUAGACGCCUCAGGCCGCAGUUUUCAGCUGCCCUGUGGGAGACGCCCCUGCCGCAGGUCCGCCCUCGUCCUGCCCUGCGCGCCUAGGCUGCAACCGCACGCCGCCCUCUCCGGGGCCGGGCCCGGGAGCUCCCCGGGCGGCCGGCUGAGUGACGGGCGGCCGGUGAUUAUGCGGAAGGGGGAGCGGGGUGCGCCGCGGGCGGCAGCGCUGACCCUUCACAUUUCCGAUCCGCCGGGACCCUCAUCCAUCCGAAGCUGCUCUUUGUCUGGCCGCCUAAUUGCCGGCGGACAGGAUGGAUGGCGGGACCGACAGCCGCGGAAUCCCUAAUAAAGGCCGCGGCCGCGAGGGAGGGAGUGCAGGAGGGAGGGGGAGCAAGAGGGAAGGAAUGGAAGGAGAUGGGAGGAAGCACCCGGCCGCGGUCUCCGGCUCCGAGGCGCUGCGCGUCGCGCUCACUGAAGCCCAGCUCGCACGAGGUGCUAGUUCGGGGUCGAUCCGGGUCGGGGUGUGGUGGAUUGGGGUUCGUUAAGUCUCCCGUUCGUCAGAGAAAAGUUGAGGAUCCCAAGCAGAAAGAGCAUCCUAGGGCCUUCCCUGCUUAGCUAAGCCCUUGAGAUUUGGAGCUUGGCACUACCUCCUGGGCUCUGAGCUCUCAGCAGCCCGGGCCCCUACCUCGGCUUUCCGCACCCCACCUGCCUCCUUUCACCUGUCGCACCCCACCUGCCUCCUUUCACCUGUCGGUCUCCCGGAGCUGGAGUCAAUAUCCCAGGGGAGAAAUGAGGGGUCUGACAGCUCUCUGUGCAGCCGAUCCUCACUUUUCAUUAACUGGAGGCUGGAGCUGGCAAGCCGGUAGAGGCAGAGGCGGGUGCAAAGGGAGGUGGAGGAGGCAAGGGCUAGGAGCAACACCUGGCCAAGGAUGGAGGGCUGCCGAAGUAAAUCAGCAACAGUUCUGGACUGACAGAUACCCUGGAAGCAGUCUUUACACACUCUCUGGGUAGCCAGGAGCUUCUCUUCAGCCCUGUGGGCCCUGGUGCGACACUUUUUGAACUCAAGUUUGCAUUGAGCUUCAGUGCCAGAGGCACUGGCUGCUGAGUGGGAGCCUUGCGCCUGGCCCUGCACUCACUCUCUGCCUGAUGGCAGAGGCAAGCAGGUAGUCUCUGCACAGAGGCAAACCAAGAACCAUUUCUUGGGCUGGGACAGUUUUUCCAGCCACAGUGGGAGAACAGUUCAGUCUUCCCGUUUGUCCCUUAAGCAAAUUUUCCUUGAUUUGCUUCGUUUUCCUUUUCCUCCCUUUUCUCUGCCCCCUCUUCCACCAUCCUUCAGUUUUCUGAAACUAACUUUGGCCAUCCUUUAGCCAACAGUUGAUCACCUGUUGAGUGUCAGGCUUGACAGUGACAGGGUGGGGGCUGGAGGAUACACGGAGCCAACACCCGACCCUGUUGGCCUCACAGACAGAAAUCUGGAAGUUAUUCAAAUCUCACUGCCCACUCCUGGCUCGCCUCUCUCACCCUUCCACUGCUUUGGAUGCCAUUUGUCUCCUCUUGGGAACUGAGAAGGAAGCCAGGAGGUCAUAACUCCAAUUCCAGGACUAUCCCUUACAGGGUGAUAAUGGACAAGCCAUUUCCCCUUACUGGGCCCAUUGCUUUACCUGUAAAAUGGGGACAAUAUAUCUACCUCUAAGGGGUGCUGUGAGGAUGCAAUGAGCAGUUGCAUGUUAAAACCCUAAAAUACAAUACACACUCAAUAAUGUUGUUUCCUUUUCCACGCAGACCCUGGUCCCUCAUGUGGGCAAAGUUCCCUUCUCUUCAUACUAGAGUACUGGUACCAGGCAACCCAGCCUGCUUCCAGAUCUGUGUGAUCUUCAGUGUGAGAGUUGAAAGCCAGAAUGUGAGAAUGAAUAGGGAGAACCACACUGUGACUGGCCCCGAAAGAGAGGAAGGAGAGAGUGCAAGGAAAAAAAAAGUGUUUCCUUAGAUCUUGAUAAAGUGUCAGGCAGAGAGGAGGUUUCUCUUUUCUUACUGAUGAGUAAACUGAAGCUUGUGCAAGUGAUGGAGGCAAAUCACACUGCUGGAGCCUUGCUUCCCAAGGGCCCACUAUAGCUCGCCUCUUCACCCCCUUUCUUCCCUUGAGGGGGUCUGGGUCAGUGACAAGAAGUGUGAUAGAAGGAACAGAAAGGGAGAACUUUCAAGGAGCCAGGACCUUUCCACUAGACUUCAUAAAAUUUUAACAUGAAAACUUCCGCAGAGUAGAAGGCACAUAUUACAUGCAGAUCAUAUGCUAAUCACAUGCUAAUCCAGAGUCUGGUCCUCAGAACCCUGACACACACCUAGCUGUGGCCCUAGGGGGAAUUCUGGGGAGACCCCUGGGUUCCAGGACAGGUGAGGGAGGCAUUCCCUUUAGGGUCAGUUUAUGGAGGUAAAAUUCAUUUUAGGAUUGAAGAGGGGUCAAGUAUAUAAAUAGGGGUUAGGGUCAGGAUUAGUGCAGAGUCAAGGACAGAGUUUAAUGCAGCCUUCUGACUGUGCUAUGUGAAGGCUGACUUCAGCUUUAAAUGGGGGAGACUGGGAAACUGUUAAUGGUUUCCUCCCCUCUCCCCUCCCCCUGCCAGCUCUGCCCCCCACUUCCACUGCCCCUUCUUUGUCCUGCAGCACACCCUUCUCUACCUACUUCCCAUUCCCAACCACACCAGCUCCCUGGGGCCUCCCAGUUUGGCUGCUGGAGGAGUUCUGGGUAAAUUGUCCCAGACUUCAGCCUGGGCCCCAGCAUUCCCUGGAGCCCAGACACUUGGCUUCUGGGCCCAGGUGUGCAGGCUGGCCUCGGCCCCACCCAGGUCCCUUCUUGGCAGAAUGUGACAGCUGCAGGGGAAGCAAUAAGGACCUGGUGAGCUGGCAGCUUCAUUCCAGAGUGUGGUGAAAGAGCAACAGAACAUGAAUAAAUUCAUGGAGCUGGCCCCUCAGCUCCCGGUGAGCCAAGCCGGCUCCCCCCACCACACAGAUCCUCUGCUGCCUGCAGCCCUGCUGGCCACCACAGCUCACAGCCUGGGCUGGGGAUGGGAGGAAAGGGGAAGCUCUAGAGAGAAGAGGACUGGGACCUGAAAGGGGCUGAGGUGAGGGAUUUAAAAAGGGGGCCUUGGUAAAUAGAAUGAGUGGUGAGCCGGGCUGGGCAGAGGGGGCCUCUGGUGAGUGGAGGGAGGGCAAAGGGAAGGAGAGUAGUGGCAGGACGUGAGGUGGAUGGGGCCUGAUGAUCAGGCAGGGGAGGCUGGUGUGAGCCUGGGCCCACUCUCUGAUCCAUCCAUCAUCCAGCCUGGGGGAGCAGAUCCGGAAUUAGACAUGCACAGGGCUGACACGGCCCUCAGCCCCCCGAGGAAGACAAAUGGCGACAAAGACCUUGAAUAAAAUUUGUAUUUAUGGUUGGAGGAGGAGGCCCCUCCCCCACUGACUGCCAAUCCUUUCUCUCCCACUCCAUGCAGACAUCUAGGGGCCUCCCCUGACUCCUAACACAGGCCCAGCCUCAGCAACCUCUCUCUCCCAGCAUCAUUACAAGGUAGGGGUCAGGUGGUGCAAGGAAGGAGUACAGAAAACAAGAGAGGAGGAAAUCACGUUCCAUCCAAUAACCAUGCCCUGGUGUGCCCUGUGCCCUCCAUUUUACACAGUGUAUUCCCAUACAUUGACAGUCCUGGCUUAUCCUGGUCUCUAAGAGGCCUUUGCAGCUGUUCACUUCCAGGGUCUCCAAACGUCCCUACUUUCACCAGUCCCAAAGCCUGUUUUCCUAGCCUCUGGGAUCCCUGGGAGCAAGACAUUUUCCCAGAGGGCCCAGGCCCUAAGAAAGGAUGCAGCCAAUAGCUUUUUCUCUGGACCCUGAUCUAGCAAAGCCUGUGUACCCUCUUGGCCUCUCUGAAAGACAGGUAAGUCCCCUCUUACAGGAGGGUACCUAGCAUAUAAUCUGCAUUUUACUUACAUUAAUUUGCAUGACCAACUUCAACCCCCACUCUAAGUACCCAUUAUGUGGGGUCCAACUUUGCUAGAUUUCAUCUAACAACAAAUUCUUGAGGAAGGAGGAAGGGGCAGAGUCCUGGGACUGUAUAAGUCUGGGACCAGGGGAGGGUGGCGUUCAGUAAGCUGAGCAGGGCAAAUGAGAUGACAGCUGUCUUCUGAAUUCCUUUCUCCCCAGUAGAUUCCCUCAUUCUCAGUCCCAAGGUAGGAAAAGUGGUAUUCGUGGGCUCCAAAUUUAGGGACUAAGAGGAAGGCAAAUACAAAUCCCUCCCUUCAAACAGCCCUCACACAUACAUACACAAAUGACACAAUCCACAAUCGCACUCACGCGGGGACACACAGGGCCAGGAUCCCAUGGCCACCUCCACACUUUGGAGCACACUGUCACAAUACACAGGCCCAGAGCAUAGCACUACUGGCAGAGCUGCCCUGCCCCCGCGUCUUCCCCACAGUUGAUAUGUCACAUUGGAGUCCAAACACGGACCUGGGUGUCUCUCUGCAGCGGGCCAUUUACAUUUCUCUCUCGAUCUGUCAACCUGUCCCAGCUCCGUCUCUUUUCCUCUGUCUCUGUCUCUCCCUCUCCCCCUCUGGGGCUGUCAGUCCGUCUCUUUUCCAAGCUUUGUCUCUGUCUCUGCAUCUCUAUCUGGCUUUCCUUUUCUUUGAUUUCUCUGUCGCUCCUUCUCUGCUUUCUUGUCGGUUUCCUGCUUGCUCCCUAGGGCUGGUCUGUUCUUAUUCUCUCUUGCUCCCUACACACACACACACACACACACACUCUGCUCUGCGCCCCCAAUACUGAGAGAUGGUGGUGGGGGUACCUAGAGAUUUGCCUUUUCCAGUUCAGGCCAACUAGUAUCAGUUGAACCCUUUUCCAUGUUAUUCAGUCACGGGCGCUGAGGGGCGUGGGUGGCGAAUUUCUAUCUUUUCUAGCCCUUCUUAUAUUGUUUUCUGUUUGUGAGGUCACUCCCCCUCAUUUUAGCUAGGGAAUCUACCCCUGUCAUCUCUGCGUGUUUGUGUCUUGACCCCUCUUUAUCCCAUCGCUGUUCUGGGUUUCCUCUGGGCUCUGAAGAUGCCAAACUCCGGGUAAAGGGUGAAAGUAAAGAUAGGAUGGGGGCCGCCAAACCCUGCAGAACCUGCUCAAAGUGGGGAAGGAACCUAGAGACCCGGGGGGAACGUGGGUGGGGGCCGCUGCCUGCCCCGCCCCCGCGCUUCCCACUCUGGGCACCAGGGGUCGCUCUGCCUCCAGUCGCUUAUAGUGGCUCUCGCCUCGCGGCGACUCACACUACCCGCAUCGCCGCCCGGGAGGGAGGGGAGGAAGGUUAGGGACGCGGAGAGGAGAGAGGCACGGGCCAGGGCUCUAGCAGGGGCUGGGACCGCGGCAGGGGUAGCAAGGUGAGUCGGUGCUUGCCUGGAGGCAGAGCGCAAAACCUACGAGGAGAUCGUGCACGGUGGACAGCACCCGCAGCUCAGAGCCUGGGACGUCCGGAGAGCGGGGAGUAGUCCCGGCUCCAGCCAAGAGCGGUUUGUCUGGGCAGCCUGGGACCCAGGCACCGCCAUCCCUGAGAAAGCGGCAGUCUGGAGAGCAGACAUCUCAGAUCUGUAAGAAACCAGUCGUCCGAGAAGCCGCGGAUCUCAGGUGCCCAGGAUCCUUAGGACUGAAUGGGAGGGUACUAGAGGACCAGGGAUUCUGGACCGUCGGGAGCUAUCCCUGACGUAGCCCACGGGGGGGCCUCCCCUCGACUGACGGCUCGGCUCGGGAAGCGGCAACGCAGCGGCGAGGCCGCAGAGGUAGAGUAGGGGGAGCGGGGGCAGCCGUCGGGGGAGUGCAGACCCCUGCCCAAGGCGGGUCACCGCCUCUUGGGCCCGCGGAGAGCCCCGGGCCCCGGCAGCCAUUGCGCCCAAGAGUGAGGAAGAUUUGCUGGCCCUGGCCGCGUCGCGGCUAAGCCGCCGCAAGAGGGUGGCGGGCGCGGCCGUCGGGGUGGCCAUGGUGCUGCUGCUGCUGGUGGCCAUCCCGCUGCUGGUGCACAGCUCCCGCGGGCCAGCGCACUACGAGAUGCUGGGUCGCUGCCGCAUGGUGUGUGACCCGCAUGGGCCCAGAGGCCAGGGCCCCGACGGCGCGCCUGCUUCCGUGCCCCCCUUCCCGCCGGGCGCCAAGGGAGAGGUGGGCAGGCGCGGGAAAGCAGGCCUACGGGGGCCCCCGGGGCCGCCAGGUCCAAGAGGACCGCCGGGAGAGCCAGGCAGGCCAGGACCCCCGGGCCCUCCAGGCCCAGGUCCGGGCGGGGUGGCGCCCCCUGCCGGCUACGUGCCUCGCAUUGCUUUCUACGCGGGCCUGCGGCGGCCCCACGAGGGGUACGAAGUGCUGCGCUUCGACGACGUGGUGACCAACGUGGGCAACGCCUACGAGGCAGCCAGCGGCAAGUUUACUUGCCCCAUGCCAGGCGUCUACUUCUUCGCUUACCACGUGCUCAUGCGCGGCGGCGACGGCACCAGCAUGUGGGCAGACCUGAUGAAGAACGGACAGGUCCGGGCCAGCGCCAUUGCUCAGGACGCGGACCAGAACUAUGACUACGCCAGCAACAGCGUCAUUCUGCACCUGGACGUGGGCGACGAGGUCUUCAUCAAGCUGGACGGCGGGAAGGUUCACGGCGGCAACACCAACAAGUACAGCACCUUCUCCGGCUUCAUCAUCUACCCUGACUGAGCCGGCCCCGCCCAGCGCCCCCCAUCCUGCCUUCGCUCCCGUCCUCACCCACCUCCAGCCCGCCCCACCUGAGGCGCCACCCCGCCCUUUGAGAGUCUGCCAGUGGGGUGGACCCUCUCAUUCCCGGAGGCGGCCUAAAUGGGUGGACUCUUGGUGCUCAAGGGUAUAUGACCAGGAGGAGGAGGAGGAGGAGACCCGGCGGGAGGAGCAGAGCGACUUCCAGAGGGACCACCUGCACCCAAGUGCCCGCUGGACCCCAGAGGGGCAGAGGUCGUGGCUCUCUCUUUUGUACAGAGAUGGGGAGCAGUUUCACUAGCAGGGCAAGAGGCCCAGAAAGCCGAGGGAAGCCCCCGCAGCUUUUGAGUGAAAUAAAAGAAACAGGAGGAGCCCAUUUAGGCAAGAGAAGACAUUAAGACAGGGUAGCCACGUUCUCAGUCCUGAUAACUUUCCCUUACCACCCCCUCCUCCCCUCAUCUCCACUUUCAGGCUCUGGCUCCAGCCUUGGCAGCCUUGGUGAAUUCUCUCCUGGCAUUUAAAACGCAUUCUGUACAGUCCCCUUUCCACCCCUAUCCGGGCUAGGCCCAGGGGCUACAGCUGCUGCUGCCUCUUCCAAUAAAGUGAGGUUGGGGGAUCGUG
Molecule: messenger RNA, 7380 nt
Organism: Callithrix jacchus (white-tufted-ear marmoset)
Lineage: Eukaryota; Metazoa; Chordata; Mammalia; Primates; Cebidae
Gene: C1QL4
Product: complement C1q like 4
Molecular function (GO): protein binding
Source: RefSeq, a predicted model, not a curated record